Panicum virgatum (switchgrass) is the source of this 3900-nucleotide messenger RNA. RefSeq lists its product as uncharacterized. Bases 88 to 3744 code for a protein of 1218 amino acids. NCBI's taxonomy places the organism in Eukaryota, Viridiplantae, Streptophyta, Magnoliopsida, Poales, Poaceae. Gene Ontology annotation, cellular component: vacuole. The record is from RefSeq and is a predicted model, not a curated record. The transcript is spliced from 2 exons.
UCGCCGGGUUUAAAUCCGCAGCCUUCACGCUCGCGGACACUACAUGCAACGCCGCCCAUUUCGCCCCGCGCCACCGAGCUAGCAGCCAUGUCGGCGUCCUCCCCUGCCUCCCGCUCGCUCCUCCUCUGCCUCAGCCUCGCCCUGCUCUCCCACUUCGCCGCCGCCUUGCCUCGCGACCUCCGCUUCUCCGCCGAGGACAUCGCCGCGGUGGAGGCGGCGCUGCCGCGCCACAGGAGGUCGUCGAGGACCACCUUCUUCGAGGUCGACCGCCCGCUGCGCCCGCCCAAGGGGAGCUCGGGGCCCUGCUCCACGCUCCUGCUCUCGCACGCCUUCGCCUUCACGCUCACCAAGCCGCCCGUCACCGCGGCGUACUCGCCGCCGAGCUGCCUGCGGGGCGCCGGCGCCGUCUCGCUCGCGGUGCUCGAGUGGCGCGCCGAGUGCCGCGGGGUGCAGUACGACCGCGUCUUCGGCGUCUGGGUCGGCGGCGCCGAGAUUCUGCGGGGGAGCACCGCGGAGCCGAAGCCCGGCGGCGUGGCGUGGUCGGUGUCCAAGGACGUCACGAGGUACGCGCCGCUCCUCGCCGCCGGCAACGCCACGCUCGCCGUGUACCUCGGCAACCUCAUCGACGACACCUACAACGGCGUCUACCACGCCAACCUCACGCUCCACCUCUACUUCCGCCGCGCCGGGCGCGCGCGGCCGCCGCCACCGCAGCCGGCGGCGGCCGACGUCGUCGUCCCCAUCUCGAGGAGCCUGCCGCUCAACGACGGGCUCUGGUUCGUGGUCCAGAACGCCACCGACGUGCAGUCCACGCGCCUGGCAGUGCCGGCCAACGCGUACCGCGCGGUGCUCGAGGUCUACGUGUCGUCCCACUACGCCGACGAGUUCUGGUACAUGAACACGCCGGAGCAGAACGGGCCGUUCCGCGAGGUCACCGUCCAUCUCGACGGCGACAUCGUCGGCGCGGUGUGGCCGUUCCCCGUGAUCUACACCGGCGGAAUCAACCCCCUCAUCUGGCGCCCCAUCACCAGCAUUGGGUCCUUCAACUUCCCCACCUACGACAUCGAGCUCACGCCCUUCUUGGGCAAGUUCCUGGACGGCGAGCAGCACGAGCUCGGGUUCGCGGUGACCAACGCGCAGAACUCCUGGUACGUGGACGCCAACCUCCACCUCUGGCUCGACCCCAGGAGCUCCAAGACCACCGGCGGCCUCAUCGCGUACGACGCACCGAAGCUCGCCGGCAGCAUCGUCUCGCGCUCCGCGGACGGCAUCGACGGCGAGUACGAGGCGACGGCGAGCCGCAACAUCACGGCCACGGGGUGGGUGAGCUCGUCCCGCGGCAACGUGACCACGACGUUCACGCAGCGGCUCGGCUUCGCGAACACGAACGUGGUGAGCGGCCACGGCAGCGCGCAGGCGAUCAACCAGACGACGGACGCGCUGACCGACGUCGCCGGCGGGGGUGCGGCCGCGCAGCAGCGGGUGCAGCAGAGCUUCCCGCUCUACAUCUUCCUGGGCGGCGACGGCAGCGGCACGCCCUCGCAGCGGCUGAUGCGGAGCGUGGAGAUCGGGUUCGAGGAGUCGCGCGUCCGGGGCGGCGGCGCCGCGACGAGCACGCUGCGGAACGAGCAGGCGGCGGCGGCGGAGGUGACGCUCCGGGACGACGCCGUGGUGGGCGCGUCGUGGCGGAUGCACCAGACGUACGCGUACGGCGCCUCCGACGGCGGCUGCUACCUGAGGAACGUGAGCAGCGUCGGGUACGACGUGCUUUUCGACCAUUACGACGCGUCGUGCGCCGGCACGCGCGGCCGCCCUGCGGGCCCCAUGGUUCAGAGGGCCACAGGUCAGUGGGGGAGUCUCCCAGACUCAUCCACCUCAACCGCCCCCUCGUGCUCGCCGCUCCCAACAAUGGCGCCACCCGCGGCUGCCGCCUCGAGCAUCCUCCUCCUCCUCCUCCUCCUCGUCGCGCUCCUCCACCCCGCCGCGGCGGCCGCGGGCGCCGCGCGGCACAGGCACCGCCUCGGCGCGUCCUUGCGCGCCGCCCCGCCCGCCGCGUCGCAGCAGCCGACCACCUUCUUCGAGGUGGACCGCCCGAUCCGCCCGCCGCGCGGCAGCGCGGGGCCCUGCUCCGCGCUGCUCCUCUCCGGUACCUUCGGCGCCACCUACGGCCGCCCCCCCGCCACCGCCGCCUACGCGCCGCCGGCCUGCCUCGCCGCCGCGCGGGCCCGCGGCGCGGCGCUCGCGCUCGCCGUGCUCGAGUGGAGCGCCGACUGCCGCGGCCGCCAGUUCGACCGCAUCUUCGGCGUCUGGCUCUCCGGCGCCGAGCUGCUCCGCAGCUGCACCGCCGAGCCGCGGCCCAACGGCAUCCUCUGGUCCGUAUCCCGCGACGUCACCAGGUACGCCGCCCUCCUCGCGGAGCCCGGUGAGGUCGCGGUGUACCUCGGGAACCUCGUCGACAAGACGUACACCGGCGUCUACCACGCCAACCUCACGCUCCACCUCUACUUCCACGCCGCCCCGCCGCCACCGCCGCAGCAACAGCAGCAGGCCGAUCUGAUUCUGCCCAUCUCAAGGAGCCUGCCUUUGAACGACGGGCAGUGGUUCGCCAUCCAGAAUUCCACCGAUGUGCAGUCCAAGACGCUCGCCAUUCCGUCAAACACCUACCGGGCGGUCCUUGAGGUGUUCGUUUCCUUCCACUCCAGCGACGAGUUCUGGUACACCAAUCCUCCCAAUGAUUACAUUCAGGCGAAUAACUUGUCCGACGUUCCCGGCAACGGUGCAUUCAGGGAAGUUGUAGCUAGGGUGGAUGGUGAAGUUGUCGGUGCUGUUUGGCCAUUCACUGUGAUUUACACCGGCGGUGUCAAUCCGCUUCUAUGGCGACCAAUCACCGGAAUUGGCUCAUUCAAUCUCCCGACAUAUGACAUUGACAUCACACCAUUCUUGGGCAAGCUCCUGGACGGUAAGGAGCAUGAUUUUGGGUUUGGCGUUACAGAUGCUCUUGAUGUGUGGUACAUUGAUGCCAAUUUGCAUCUAUGGUUGGAUCACAAGAGUGAGAAGACAACUGGGAGCUUGAUCAGCUAUGAUGCAUCUGGAUUGGACUUUAAUGUGAACUCUGAAUUCAGUGGGUUAGAUGGGCAGUUUGUGACAAGUGCAAGUCGGCAUAUCUCUGCAACUGGAUGGGUGAAAUCGUCAUACGGGGAGGUCACCACAAGUUUCUACCAGAGAUUCAGCUAUGAAAACAGCAAUGUGUUUAGAAAAAACGGCACUGUGCAAAUCGUGAACCAAACCAUCGAUGCAAAAUCUGGCAUUUUUGUCAAGGAUACUUCUUCUGUACUUCUCUCCGGGGAGUUUCAUGAGGUCUUCCCACUGUAUCUUUAUACUGGAACCUCAGAUAAAGUGGGUGAUGAGUACUCAUUGGAUUCACUUGUCAAAUUUGGUAUCAAUGAGAAGAAGACAUCUGGUGGGAAAGUGGGCUUCUCGUUCAGUUCUCUGCGGAACACGCAGUCGGCACGUGGCACAAUGAGGGUGAAGAAGAAUUUGGUAGUCAGUGGAUUGGGGAAGACCCAUCAGGUUUAUAAGUAUGUGGGAACUGAUGGAUGCUAUCUCAGGGAUGUGAGCAGCAGGAACUACACUAUACUUUUCGACCGCUUUGAUGAUUCUUGUUCAAAAGGAGCAAAUAGCGGGGCCAGCACGAAGUUGAACGAUCAGUCAGCAAGAAGAAAGUUGCUGGUGAACAAACUGUAAAGCAUGGGAAAGGUUUUACUUGGUCUAUGUUUCAGUUUACUUUGCUUCUUCAAUAAAGAUUUCUUAGGUAGCUCAUGCUUCAGAAAGUUGGUAAGAAACUUGAAAAUGUCUUUAUAAACACAUCACUUCAGAUUCAAUGACAUACUAUUGUCAUCA